Messenger RNA from Anarrhichthys ocellatus (wolf-eel), 2590 nucleotides. RefSeq lists its product as uncharacterized. The record is from RefSeq and is a predicted model, not a curated record. Gene Ontology annotation, molecular function: transmembrane signaling receptor activity. Gene Ontology annotation, biological process: cell surface receptor signaling pathway; immune response. The transcript has 9 exons. Bases 928 to 2121 code for a protein of 397 amino acids. Lineage: Eukaryota; Metazoa; Chordata; Actinopteri; Perciformes; Anarhichadidae. Gene Ontology annotation, cellular component: external side of plasma membrane.
UCGCACCCACGAAACCAGAGGCAGUGAUCUCCUUAGAAGCCAUGUCUGAUCCUCUCUCCUAUCGCCACCCCUCCUCCUCCUCCUCUCCUCCACCUCCUCCCCACUGUCUCUCUCUCUCUCUCUCUCCCUCAGAAAUGGACAAAAAGGAUGCUCUCUCUCCCAGGCAUUCCAGCAGAAGAGCAUCCGACUGCCCGACGAGCUUCCUGGAAGAAACCGUGUGGAUGAUGAUGAUGAUGGGAGGCUGGAUGUGGGAGCGACGGGAGGGUGGAGGGAGUGAUGGAGGGAGAGGGCGGGGAUCACGGAGGGAUAAUGAGGCAGCUAGUUACCUGGGGGGAAAGCACAGAGCACACGAAGGGUAGAAAUUUAUAGGAAUUGCAAUGUGGUUUAAUCAUUUUCAGUAAUGAAUUUCAUUUAUUUUGCACACUUUAAAAUAUGGCAAAAUCUCAAAGAGGUUUGGCUGCAAACAGUUCAAGAAGCAGCAACUAGACUGAUGCUAUUUUAUUAGACUGCACUAUUAUAUAGAUAUUUAUUUAAGAUUAUAAUACACAAUAAUUGCUGUCUAGCAGUGAUCCAGAGGAUUGUAUUGUUCUUCAUAAAAUUUAAAAAAUGAGUAAAACAAGACUAAAGUAGCUCUGAAAACUAGAGAUAGUGAUUUCCACACAGUAUGGGAACGGUACUCGAUAUCAGCCGAUACCCAAAGCCCAGAUAUCGGAUCGGUACUCGUUAUUGGCCGGUACCCAAAGCCCAGAUAUCGGGUUGGAACUCGUUAUUGGCCAAUAGGCCACGUCUCACACUCAUUUAGUGUUCCUACAGCCUCAGCUUUGUUCCUCUUGAGAUGUUGUUGGAGCUCCAGUCUGUUCUUCAGGUCCGUCAUUCCACUUCCUUCUCCCAACGGAGGUGCACAUCUGAUUUUGGACGUUUGACAGAAUGAACAUCAUCCUCAUCUCCUCACUACUGGGUGCAUUUGUUCUCCAAAACGCUACAACUAAAGAGACUCUGAAGAUCAGCGUGUGGCCUCCGGGGUCAAACAUCUACCUCGGUGAGUGCGUGUUGCUGCGGUGCUCGGUGGAGUCGAGCCUCGGGUCGGCAUGGAGCUACCGCUGGUUUAAGCACCAGUCCGCUUCGCCCCCGAACCCCAGGCACCGGGUCUCGGGUGACAGCUACUCCAUCACCGCGGUGACAGGGGAGGACGCGGGCAGGUACUGGUGCCAAGCCAAGCGGUGGGAGAGCAACACCAGCUCUGUGGAGCUCCUCAGCCAGCCGGCCGUGCUCAGCGUGUCAGAGCUGCCUCCUCCCUCACUCCUGACUCUGACUCCCAGCAGCAGGCAGCUCUACAGAGGGGAGCGUUUCACUGUGCGGUGCCCCUCGGGCUGGAUGCUGAGGCAGUGGAGCGAUGAGCAGCGUGCAGUGAGGAAGUCAGGAGGAGUCCUCGUCACUGACCGCUGUUCACCAUUAGGGGGUGCUGUCGCUGCAGACAAGUCGGACGCAUGCACGUUCACCGCCAUCGGCGGGAGCAGUGGACUGUACUGGUGCGAGGGCCCCGAGGCCCGGAGCAACGCCGUCAACCUCACAGUGAGCAAUGGGACCAUCAUUUUGAAGACUCCUGCCUCCCCCGUAUUCGAGUUUGACAAAGUGGUCUUGUAUUGUCAGUACUGGACAGGCAAUCACAGUAGAACAACCUUCUUUAAAAAUGGAGCAGAAGUCGACACUUACAGCUCCUCCAGUUCAGACGGAGUAAUAAACAUGACUAUUGAGAAUGUGACACGGCGAGAUGAAGGCUUCUACAAGUGUGCGUCCCAGGACGGAAAGAUGGAGAGUCCAGAGAGCUGGUUGUCAGUGAGACCUGAUGCAGGCUUAAACUUCACAUCAACAGAUGGGACAGCAGCCUCCACCAGUGGCUCCUGGAAAUGGAUCAUUGUUUCAUGUGGAAUCGUACCUCUGGUCCUCAUUCCUCUAACUGUUUGGCUGCUUCGUCACCACCGGUGUUGGCCAUUUUCCAAAGAGAACCUUCCAGCAGUGGAGCUUCCUGCGACCAAGCAGGACGUGACCGAGGUGCAGUGGGACCUGUCCUGGAUGGAGAUGUCCCGUCUGUUGGAUAGACAGUUGUAUCCUGUAACUUAAAGGACCACUGUUAUGUGAAGCGUACAGGAAACACUGAAUGAAGAGGAACCUAUGAGGCAGUUCAGCCAGUGCUGUUUCUAACACGACGUGAGAACAAUUUGUAGUUAUUGAUGGUCACAUGCCAAAAAGGGUCAAGCUUCUUCGAGGAGUUCCGCAAGGACCCACUCUUGGCCCGUUGCUUUUUAUUUUUAUUUAUUCAUGUCAAUGUCCUGUCCUUGGUUUGUAAAGUUCUCUCUUAUGAUACAAAUCUUAAAGCUUCACACAAUCACACACUUUUACAAAAUACUGAUACAGAAUUGUUUCAUAUCUUUAAUGGUUUCAGAUGAACAAAUUUACCCUCAAACUGAAUAAACUCUUUAAAAAGCCUCUUGCAUCAGCUGGAAAAUGCAUCGUCACAAAGCUUUGUUUUUUAGUGACACGUGGUUCUCACAGGACAGUGAUGUAAAUCCAGAAACGUCAGAUAAAAUAA